AAAAGACGCCGUUGUGAGUCACGCGGGCAGGCGAUCGGUGUCUGUUGCACACUACCAAGUUGGCUCGACGACGAUGAUGAAGCUUGUGCUCGUGGCGACGUCCGUGGCCUCGGCCGCAGCUGCGCUCGCAGCGCCGUGCUCGACCGCCGACCUCUCUCCCAUUACGACGUACCUCGUGGCCCAGAUGAGCUACUCGGGCUGUAAGAAGGCAAGCGGCGUGAGCCUCGUCGACUUUUUCACGACAACCGCGGUCCCUGCCAAAGACGACGUGAUCGCGUUCCAGUCGUCACUCGACUGCAAGGACCUCUAUGAACGCUUCCAGGCUGUGCCUGGACCGACGUGCUCGCUUUGGGACGUCAACUAUGCUGACGCGAGAGUGCUCUCGUUCAGUGCGCUCGCGGCCAUCAAGGCGGGCGCGGCCAUGCCAUCGAACGCACCCACCACGAAGACGUUGCCGGUGACGUUGCCGGCGACGACAACCCCCGCGGUCGCGAACGUGACGACGCUGCCUGUCACGACCAAGCCGGCGACGACUAAGCCGCCGUCGUCGGGCUCGAUGUCUGGCAACACGACGGAGGAGCCGAUCAUUACGUUGGCACCGACGCCUGUGCCGACGUUUGCGACGAUCAAAAGGUGACGCCGACGCCGGCGCUGUCGAGUGCGAUCGGCGUUUCUCUCUCGGCCGCGUCGCUUGCGGUCGCUGCGGCGCACUGGAUGCUGUAAAUGCAACGGCCCAAAUGGACCUGCGCCCAUCGUAGGUAUUUUACUCGAAUCAAUCGUUCAAACACGCAUACACUGUUUGAGCUUUUUCUGCC
Molecule: messenger RNA, 815 nt
Organism: Saprolegnia parasitica CBS 223.65
Lineage: Eukaryota; Oomycota; Saprolegniomycetes; Saprolegniales; Saprolegniaceae
Exons: 1
Coding region: 74-637 (187 amino acids)
Cellular component (GO): extracellular region
Source: RefSeq, a predicted model, not a curated record